AUGCCUCAGUCUCAGCAGUGCUUCCAGCAAAUCGGUGACCGACCGGCAAGCGGCACGAAAGCGGAGUCAUCAGUUUGGGACUUGCAUCAGAUGACUAUUGAUUUUCAAAAACACCUCCAAAAGCCUAAAGAAAAAAAAAAUCGAAGCUAUUAGAGAAGCUGAGGAAAGAAGAAACGACACAGACCAGGACAUCAAAACCUUUCUGAAAUAGUUACAAAAAGGACGAACGGCGUUCCAGCGUUGAAUCAACUUUCCUGAAUAUCUGCAAGCAUCGCCAUGACUGCAUCAUUGCUCCAGAGCGCUAAAAGACACUUCAUUGCUCAUCAUCGACGAAGCCGCCCAGUUAGCCCCUGCAAUGAUUCCGGAAAGAUUGAAGUUCAUCCAUGAGAAAGCUCUUCAGAAGUCCUAUACGAAAAGAGGAAAAAACAGCAUCUAA
Molecule: messenger RNA, 436 nt
Organism: Caenorhabditis auriculariae
Lineage: Eukaryota; Metazoa; Nematoda; Chromadorea; Rhabditida; Rhabditidae
Source: the annotation of a GenBank genome assembly